This is a messenger RNA of Hibiscus syriacus, 1462 nucleotides long. Its product is annotated as UPF0496 protein At1g20180-like. The record is from RefSeq and is a predicted model, not a curated record. Bases 127 to 1212 code for a protein of 361 amino acids. NCBI's taxonomy places the organism in Eukaryota, Viridiplantae, Streptophyta, Magnoliopsida, Malvales, Malvaceae. The transcript is spliced from 2 exons.
ACCCUUCAAGCCAUCGAACUCUGUAUAUAAAUAUUCGAUCAAACAAUCAAAAUCCUAAUCUAUUUCAUUCAAACUGAUUUUAUGUGAGAAAGUUUUAAAAAAGAAAACCAGAAAAGAAAAAGCUUGAUGAAGAUGAUCAAUUUUCCGAAGCUAAAAUCAGGCAGAUCGGAGAUGAAGAAUGGAAAUAACUUGAGUGACAAGACAAAUGUUAAUGAAGAAUAUAAGGAAGCUUUUAGAACAAAGUCUUAUGUGGAAAUGUGGAGUCAAGUUCAUGGCUUUGAUAAACUACCUUCAACGUCUUCGAUUGGUAAUGUUCAUAUAAACUUGUCGGAAUUCUUGCUUAAACCGAGGCAAGAAACGUUGGACAAGAUAGAGAGCUUGAAUGUUCAUCACCUUCUUCUAGAUUACUUCGAAGCCGGUUUGGAAGCUUGUAAUUUAUGCGAAGUAAUCCUUAAAAGCAUCCACCAGACGCGAGUUUAUUAUCAGAGGAUUCGAAAGGUGAUCAAGCUAUGCAAGAGGGUUCAGGAUUUUUCAGAUGAACAAUGCAACGUUAUACUUAAGGAGCUAACUGGAUUUGCAUUGCUUAAAAACCCGUUGUCGAUCAUUACACAGUUGCAGUUCCGGAAGAUUCAUGAGAAUAACCUGGAUUUGUUCCGAAAACUUACGUCGAAAUGCAAAAAUAUAAGACGAAAAGCGAAAUCGAAAAGAAUCUCCAAACAGAUUGGAGGUCUUUGUUUAGUAAUUUCUCAUACAGCUCUUGUGGUUGCAUUGCUGAUACUUGCCUUCCACAGCAUGUUCGGAAUUAUAGCCGCACCAGGGCUUGUAGCCUGGUUCAUUUGCAUUAGGAAGAAGAAGAAAACCCUGUCAUCGUCUCAUAAGCAAGGACCUACCCCAAGCUUGCUGGAAAGACUUGGUGAGCAACUUGACAUCUCAGCUAAAGGGAUUUACAUUUUGAUCAACGAUUUCGAUACCAUAAGUAGACUAGUAUGGAGACUACACGACGAGAUCGAGCACCGUAAAGCCAUUGCUAAUAUGUGCAUUAGAAAUGGGAAGAUUGAGGUACUAAAGGAGGUUGUUAGAGAAUUCCGUAUGCACGAUUCUAGCUUCUUGGAACAACUGAAAGAGCUUGAAGAACAUACAAAGCUAUGUUUUCACACAAUCAACAAAUCGAGAAGGCACGUGAUAGAAGAAAUAGUUGAUUCACAGCCAUAGACUAGCUUUGUCAUUCAUGAAGAAUUCUUUGUAAUGCUUUUUGUGUAGUUAAAGCAUUGAUCGUGGCAUAAUUAAUGUGCCUGGUAGGCUAUAAGCUUGUCAGUUCUUCGGCUUUACAGCUAUCAGGGUAAAAGAAAUUGACUGCUAUAGAGUUUAGCCAUUGUUAGUUCUUUGAGUGUGUGUAUUUGCGCACUUUAAAUGUAAACAUCAUUAAUCAUUUGGAUCAAGAAGUUGAAGAAUGGCUUACUUU